UGAAGUGAUGUUAGUGUUUUACUUAACUUCAGAACAGGAUACACAAUGUUAAUCCAAUCCACUGUAUGUUGUCUAUUUUGUCUGAGGUCUAGAAUCAGGUCACUCAAGGGCAAGCAAGUAGUUUAACCAGAAUCAUAGUAUUUUCCCUUUACAGCAGCCUGUCUUUCAACCAAUCAAGUGCCUGAGGGAGCAGAGGUAAAAUGGCAAAGUGGCUCAAAGACUAUCUGAGUUUUGGGAGCAGGAGGAUGCCUCCUCAGCCACCCAAACCAGACUACACAGAGAGUGAGAUACUGAAAGCCUAUCGGGCUCAGAAGAACCUAGACUUUGAGGACCCAUACGAGGACUCUGAGAACCGGGCCAGAAACGACUCUGUGUCCUCGGACUCCUCCUACCCUGCCUUUGGUUCUCCUCUGAAGUCCGGCAGUGUGGAUAUGAAGGUUGUAUCUCCCAAACAUCGCCUCAUCAAAGUGGACUCACAGGACCUGGGGCGAACUAAGAUCUUACUGAGUGCCGUCUCCCUAGAAGAAAAAGAGCCUGUGAGUCAUUUUCUGUUUUUUACAUUAACAUUCAUUACCAUUACAAAGACCUCUCUGCUUAUUGAUUAAGCCCAUAAGCAAGUGACUGGUAAUGUGAGUCAGAAGUAUGCAAUGUUUCAAUACAUCACGCCAUGUUUGAAGUGGCCGAUAAAUUGGCUGGCCUGGAUGGCUCAUUGGAAGGAAUUGAUGGGCUGGAUGGCUCAUUGAGUGGGGUGUCACAGUCCCCUGAAUUUAUGUCCAGACAUAAAUAAUAAAUGGUGUUUGGUUUAGCAAGCAGAGAGAGAUCCCCAUGUGAACACAUGGUGAGGAAAGACAUACAGGCUGCAUAGACCCACCCUGGAUGAGUACAGUAUGUGUUGGCAGGAGAACACACAGUCACAGCUGCAAGGGUCAGGGAUGCUCAGAAUUUCAUAGAGCGAGAGACGGAGAGAAAGAGAGUAAGAGAGUGUCUGCCUAUAGAGGCAUGGAAUGCACAUUGAUUCAGUUAACAAAUCAGCUCACACAUCAUCACUAAGGUAGUGAGUGGAUUGAGAGAUAGCCUUCUCACAGCUGCAUUCAAAUCCAUCUAUUUUUUAAAAUUUGAAACGCCACAAGUGCACAGCUCCUAAAGUGCAUUGAAGGUCAAAGGGAAGGUAGAGUCGAUACAGACUCUCUGUAUGCUUGCUCUGGCUGCGCUCAUUAAUGUCUGUGUGGAAUUCUGGUGUGUGAGAACAUCCAACCCCUCAAUAACAUUGCAAUUUCAGUCCUGGGUGUUCGAUAAGAGCAAUUCCACAGUAACAAUGAUGCCAAAACGCAGCUUUUUCACUUAAAAAUGUAUGUCAAACAAAACCAAUGAUUGCAAAGUUAAACAAACCACGCAACUCUAUCUACAAGGACUACUUUUAACAAUUUCCGCAGAAAAUUUUACAAAAACACAGUUACUUGAAGAACAGUGCAGAUGCAAAGUUUGGUAACAGAAUGACGGUUUGUGCUGUUUGUGUAUAUGUACAGUGCAUUCGGAAAGUGUUCAGACCGCUUGACUUUUUCCACACUUUGUUACGUUACAGCUUUAUUCUAAAAUGGAUUAAAUCGAUUUUUUCCCCCUUAUCAAUCUACAUACAAUAACCCAUAAUGACUAAGCAAAAACAGGUUUUUAGACAUGUUUGCACAUUUAUAUAAAAAAACGGAAAUAUUACAUUUACAUAAGUAUUCAGACCCUUUAAUCAGUACUUUGUUGGAGCAGCUUUGGCAGCAAUUACAGCCUCGAUUCUUCUUGGGUAUGACGCUACAAGCUUGGCGCACCUGUAUUUGGGGAGUUUCUCCCAUUCUUCUCUGCAGAUCCUCUCAAGCUCUGGCAGGUUGGAUGGGGAGCGUCACUGCACAGCUAUUUUCAGGUCUCUCCAGAGAUGUUCGAUCGGGUUCAAGUCCGAGCUCUGGCUGGGCCACUCAAGGACAUUAAGAGACAUGUCCUGAAGCCACUCCUGCAUUGUAUUGGCUGUGUGCUUAGGGUCGUUGUCCUGCUGGAAGGUGAACCUUCGCCACAGUCUGAGGUCCUGAGUGCAAUCUUGGUUUCAUCAGACCAGAGAAUCUUGUUUCUCAUGUUCUGAGAGUCUUUAGGUGCCUUUUGGCAAACUCCAAGCGGGCUGUCAUGUGCCUUUUACUGAGGAGUGGCUUCUGUCUGGCCACUCUACCAUAAAUGCCUGAUUGGUGGAGUGCUGCAUCAAUGGUGGUCUUUCUGGAAGGUUCUCCUAUCUCCACAGAGGAACUCUGGAGCUCUUUCAGAGUGAUCAUCGGGUUCUUGGUCACCUCCCUGACCAAGGCCCUUCUGCCCAGAUUGCUCAGUUUGGCUGGGCAGCCAGCUCUAGGAAGAGUCUUGGUGUUUCCGAACUUCUUCCAUUUAAGAAUGAUGGAGGCCACUGUGUUCUUGGGGACCUUAAACGCUGCAGAAUUUUUUUUGUACCCUUCCCCAGAUCUGUGCCUCGACACAAUCCUGUCUCUGAGCUUUACGGACAAUUCCUUCGACCUCAUGGCUUGGUUUUUGCUCUGACAUGCACUGUCAACUGUGGGACCUUAUAUAGACAGGUGUGUGCCUUUUCCAAAUCAUGUCCAAUCAAUUGAAUUUACCACAGGUGGACUCCAAUCAAGUUGUAGAAACAUCUCAAGGAUGAUAAAUGGUAACAGGAUGCACCUGAGCUCAAUUUUGAGUCUCAUAGCAAAGGGUCUGAAUACUUAUGUAAAUAAGGUAUUUCUAAAAACCUGUUUUGGCUUUGUCAUUAUGGGGUAUUGUGUGCAGAUUGAUGAGGAAAACAAUUUAUUUAAUCCAUUUUAGAAUAAGGCUGUAACGUAACAACAUUUGGAAAAAGUCAAGGGGUCUGAAUACUUUCUGAAUGCACUGUAUGAGUGAUACAUUGUAAUGUACUGUGUCUGUUAUACCCCAGGUGGUUCCGUCAGCCCCAGCAGUAGGAGAUACAGAUUACUCUGAUCCGUUUGAUGUUCACCCAAACCCCCGUCCAGAGCCUGAUCUGGGACCUGUGCCCUGCGAGAACAACGGCUACAUGGAGCCUUACGAGGCCCAACGCGUCAUCACAGGUGAGUCUGUUAGUAGGCUUUGGUUUUUGGAUGAAUCAAGUAUUUCUCAUUGUCCCAAUUUGUCACAGGAAAGGUAGGCUAAUUACAACUGAAGGAAUAUAUUCUCUGUUCAUGGCAUUUUUGUUCAUAUAUCUCUCGCUGUCUUUUAGCCUGUUACCAGAUCUGUUUGUGGUUUAGCCAACUCCUCUGACUUUGGUUAUCAUGCCUUAGAUAGGAGAGUUGGCUAGAGCCUAGAGUACAAACAGAUCUGCCGACGAGGCCACUUCACCCUCCAUUGCGGGAGCGAGACUUUUCCCCAGUCAGAUUGUCCUCAGUCUGACUCACAACCUUACAAAUGUCUCUAUCCUACUAUGCCCUUUCCCUCGCGCUCAUCCUCCAUCCCUUGGUUCAGAUCUAUCGUUUCUCAUUUUGCCUUUCUGUAGUAACAACUAACUUUCCCAAACCACUGUCUGUCAGACCCAUGUAGUGAAACGUCUCUAUCACUAGAGUGGGGGAUGGAUUCUCCCCUAGCUGCUCUCAGGAGUCUGGGUAGCUUUUCAAUCCGUCUGAGAGUCAGUGUGUGUGAGUGUGUUUGACUGUUGUCUUUGCUGGCUUCAUUCAGGUCAGAAGCAGUUCAUAGUCACAGGGUUAGGACAAAGGGUCUCUUAGUCUUUAAGCUUGUUAAAUACACAAUGGAGCCUAAGCCAAUGAGCCAGUCAACCCAGGACUGAGUUGCUGUGGUACAGUUGAAGUCGGAAGUUUACAUACACCUUAGCCGAAUACAUUUAAACUCAGUUUUUCACAAUUCCUGACAUUUAAACCUAGGAAAAAUUCAUUGUCUUAGGUCAGUUAGGAUCACCACUUUAUUUGAAGAAUGUGAAAUGUCAGAAUAAUAGUAGAGGGCAUUAUUUAUUUCAGCUUUUAUUCCUUUCAUCACAUUUCCAGUGGGUGAGAAGUUUACAUACACUCAAUUAGUAUUUGGUAGCAUUGCCUUUACAUUGUUUAACUUGGGUCAAACGUUUCGGGUAGCCUUCCACAAACUUCCCACAAUAAGUUGGGUGAAUUUUGGCCCAUUCCUCCUGACAGAGAUGGUGUAACUGAGCUGGUGUAACUGAGGUUUGUAGGCCAUGCUUUUUCAAUUCUGCCUACACAUUUUCUAUAGGAUUGAGGUCAGGGCUUUGUGAUGGCCACUCCAAUACCUUGACUUUGUUGUCCUUAAGCCAUUUUGCCACAACUUUGGAAGUAUGCUUGGGGUCAUUGUCCAUUUGGAAGACCCAUUUGCGACCAAGCUUUAACUUCCUGACUGAUAUCUUGAGAUGUUGCUUCGAUAUAUCCACAUAAUUUUCCUUCCUCACAAUGCCAACUAUUUUGUGAAGUGCACCAGUCCCUCCUGCAGCAAAGCACCUCCACAGCAUGAUGCUGCCACCCCCGUGCUUCACGGUUGGGAUGGUGUUCUUUGGCUUGCAAGCCACCCCCUUUUUCCUCCAAACAUAACGAUGGUCAUUAUGGGCAAACAGUUCUAUUUUUGUUUCAUCAGACCAGAGGACAUUUCUCCAAAAAGUAUGAUAUUUGUCCCCAUGUGCUGUUGCAAACCGUAGUCUGGCUUUUUUAUGGCGGUUUUGGAGUAUUGGCUUCUUCCUUGCUGAGCGGCCUUUCAGGUUAUGUCGAUAUGUGUCAUGCACAAAGUAGACCAACUUGCCAAAACUAUAGUUUGUUAACAAGACAUUUGUGGAGUGGUUGAAAAACGAGUUUUAAUGACUCCAACCUAAGUGUAUGUAAACUUCCGACUUCAACUGUAUGUCAGUUGGCGCUCAUUAAAAAACAUGGUGGAACAGGGAAAGCCAGGUGUGACACUGAAUAUCGCUCUGAUUCUCAAGUAGAACAGCUAUUAUCCCCCCUAGAGACAGAUUAUCAACUGACCUUAAAUGGCUUUUUUGCUUUUAGGUGUUCUGUUUUUUUCAGAGACCCGUAUUUUAUUUUAUUUUAUUGUGUGUUUUUGGCAGAUGUCGUCCCCAAGGUAUCUUAAAUGUGGUUCUGUCACGUUUUUGAAAGUUUAGUUGGGGAGAAUAAAGGCAGAACUCAGUUUCGACUGUCUUUCACCCGCUGGUCUGUCAUACAUUUGCAUACCGUAAUAGAUUCCUGAUUCCCUUCAAGAUACGUUCUUUGAAUUCUCUCUCCCUUCAUGUUCCCAUCCAUUUCUCAUUCCCACCCUGCCUAUUUUCAUCUCCCUCCCCUAAUCUCCUCCAUCUCCUCUCUGCUCCCCGACACUCCAUGCUCCCUGCACAGGUACAGCAGCAUGCCACAAUACCGAGCCUGCCUCUAUCUCAAUGAUUUAACACCAACCAGCCCUCCCCUCCCUUCCUCACCUUCUCCUCCUCCUCCCACCUCAGGGUCUGUCCGCAGGGCCCCCUCUGUCGCCAUGGAUACGGCAGGGGCGCCCAAUAGCAGUGUUUAGUCUGAAGGUUAAAGUUAGCCUGUUCUGCUUUUCACCAGCCAACCCUCCCAUUAAGCUCCAGCACUCUUUCCCUCUCACAUCACUGCACCUCCAUAGACAGGCUGAUGGUGGAGACAAAAGAUCCUUCCACUUUCCUUACACCCAAUAUUGCCUGGUUUUUUAAGCCUUGAGCUUCACACAUCAAUGAGAUACGGUAGUUGUUUCAGAAGUCUGUCUUCAGGCGUUUUGUUAUUUAAAUAAUCUAUGGCUUCUCAGCUAAAAGUCACACGUAACUCUCUGAAGGUUGGAGGUGUUGGGAAAUUGUUUUAUAUAACAUGCUCCAUGCUGAGAAACCAGAUGAAAAUGCUAAUGAGACUGGCUGUUGUGAGAUUCAGUAACUAGAUUGCUGCUGUAACUGUGAAGAGAAGGGCUGUUCUUCUGCUUUUACAACUCCGGGUCUAACCCAGAGCUUAGUUAAGCCUCUCCAUAUGAUGCGUUGGGCCGUCAGCAAGCUGUGCAAACAUAAUUUGUUUCCCACCCUCAAAUUCAACUCAUGUUGUUUUUGCUCAACAGGCAUUUUAUAUAAUUUGCUGUGACAGAUGCAAUUGACCUCCUGUUGUAGGAAUCUUGUGUUUUCUAACCAAAAUUACAGUUUGUUUUCUGUUUCUGUAUUUUCUUCUAAAUUAUUAACUGCUAGUUCAUAAAUCCUUCAUGCCAGAGUCUGACUUUGAAAUGAUGUGUGCGUGUGUGUUCUCUCUUUGAAAAACAAAUGGAAUAGUCGCACGCUAUUCAUUGAAAUUAGUCAAAUGUUUGUGUUCUCUCUAACAGAGUUGCAGCGCGGUCCCGGGGUGGGUCGGACACGAGGUGAGGUGCAGCUCUAUGACACCCCCUAUGAGGAUGAGCGGGGGCGGCCGCUAGGGGUGGGGUUGGGGUACGGAGACCCCCUGGAGGAGGGCAGGGAGAGCCGGCUGCCGCAGGAUGACGAGCGGCCAGCAGACGAGUACGACCAGCCCUGGGAGUGGAAAAAAGAGAACAUCUCUAAAGCCUUCGCAGGUACUGACCUACUGACUGACCUCAGUCUCAUCCUCAGCAACCUGAGUAGCUAUCUCACACUGUCACUAUUACACUCAUUAGGUUUCGACUGUUCGAGUUCUAUUUUUAUAACACAAGGGCAAGGCCUGCACUGUAAAAAAAAAAAAAGCACAUUUUUCUAUAUGCCAACAGUGCACAACAAGAGGCAUUUUUUUAUGCCCACCGUUCCUCCGUUUUUUAUAGGCAUUUAUUUCUGUAGGCUUAACGGGAGCUUGUGUGCGAACUCAGCAUGCGUGUGUAGAGGGAGCGGUUGGAACGUAAUUGAGUGAUGCUUGCCGUGUUUUUUUGUGCCCCUUAAAUGCACAUGUACAAAUGGAACACUAGAGUCAAAGCAAAUUGACAUUGUCUUCAAGACAAAAAAAAAAUUAAUUCCCAGGACAAGCCACAAAGCACAAAAUUGGAUCUCUGGUUAAAGACAGUUUUGACGUCCGUUCGAGUACUCGAUUACUCACCCCUAACACUCACAACCACCCUUUCACACUCAAUGACCAAUCUUUCACUUUUUACUCUCACCGUACUAAACACACACUUUGAAUGACCACUUUCACACUCUCAGUCCAUUGCACACACACAUUGAAUGAUCACAUUCAUGACUACUUGCCAAUUGAACACGAGACUGGAUGAUAAGUGUGACUUUGUGCUGUGUGUGUUAAUGAAUUUUCUAUCUGUAUCCGACACACAUACACUGAGUAUACAAAACAUUAAGAACACCUGCUUUUUCCAUGAUAUAGACUGACCAGGUGAUUCCAGGUGAAAGCUAUGAUCCCUUAUUGAUGUCACUUGUUAAAUCCACUUCAAUCAGUGUAGAUGAAGGGGAGGAGACCGGUUUAAACCAUCUACAGUCUAAGCCCUGUCUAAGCCGGGGGGUGGGUUCUACUAAGCUAUAUGGAAUUGUUUUAAGAAGGUCAUACCAAGGAUCAUUUAGCUAUUUGAUUUUGAAUUUUAAGACCCCUUGAAGUAUCCAAAAAAAUAUUUAAAAAAUAUUGAUGAAAAUAUAAUUUGGCCUUCCUGCUAUUAGCCCAUAUAAACGCAUUGAAUAACAGAUUCACUAUAUGGAACAACAGAUAGUCCCCCCCAAAAAAAUCUAAAGGAAGUUUGUUCUGAGGUGUCUGUCCUAUAUCUGAGAGAUAAGGAAACAUUUAUUUUAUUUUGUUUUUUUAGAUUUUAGUCAUUUUAGCAGACGCUCUUAUCCAGAGUGCAUACAUUAUUUUUUAAAUUUAUUUUUCAUACUGGCCCCCCGUUGGAAUUGAACCACAACCCUGGCGUUGCAAACGCCAUGCUCUACCAACUGAGCUACAUCCUUGCCGGCCAUUCCCGCCCCAUGGGUCUCCCCGUCGCGGCCGGCUACGACAGAGCCUGGAUUCGAACCAGGAUCUCUAGUGGCACAGCUAGCACUGCAAUGCAGUGCCUUAGACCACUGCGCCACUCGGGAGGUUUGUAUUUAACUCCUUAUUUUUGGCACUAAACAGUCUCCAUAUAUACAGUGCAUUCGGAAAGUAUUCAGACCCCUUUAAUUUUUCCACAUUUUGUUAUGUUACAGCCUUUUUCUCAAAUUGAUUAAAUUCCUUUUUCCCCUCAUCAAUCUACCCACAACACCACAUAAUGACAAAGCAAAAACAGGUUUCUAGACAUUUAAAAAAAAAUCUGAAAUAUCACUUUUACAUAAGUAUUCAGACCCUUUACUCAGUACUUUGUUGAAGCACCUUUGGCAGCAAUUACAGCCUCGAUUCUUCUUGGGUAUGACGCUACAAGCUUGGCACACCUGUAUUUGGGGAGUUUCUCCCAUUCUUCUCUGCAGAUCCUCUCAAGCUCUGUCAGGUUGGAUGGGGAGCGUCGCUGCACAGCUAUUUUCAGGUCUCUCCAGAGAUGUUCGAUCGGGUUCGAGCCCGGGCUCUGGCUGGGCCACUCAAGGAUAUUCAGAGACUUGUCCCGAAGCCACUCCUGCGUUGUCUUGGCUGUGUGCUUAGGGUCGUUGUCCUGUUGGAAGGUGAACCUUCGCCACAGUCUGAGGUCCUGAGUGCUCUGGAGCAGGUUUUCAUCAAGGAUCUCUCUGUACUUUGCUCCGUUCAUCUUUCCCUCGAUCCUGACUAGUCUCCCAGUCCCUGCCGCUGAAAAACAUACCCACAGCAUGAUGCUGCCACCACCAUGCUUUACCGUAGGGAUGGUGCCAGGUUUUCCUGCAGACGUGACCCUUGGCAUUCAGGCCAAAGUGUUCAAUCUUGGUUUCAUCAGACCAGAGAAUCUUGUUUCUCAUGGUCUGAGUCCUUUAGGUGCCUUUUUUGCUAACUCCAAGCGGGCUGUCAUGUGCCUUUUACUGAGGAGUGGCUUCCGUCUGGCCACUGUACCAUAAAGGCCUGAUUGGUGGAGUGCUGCAGAGAUGGUUGUCCUUCUGGAAGGUUCUCCCAUCUCCACAGAGGAACUCUGGAGCUCUUUCAGAGUGACAAUCAGGUUCUUGGUCACCUCCUUGACCAAGACCCUUCUUCCACAAUUGCUCAGUUUGGCCGGACGGCCAGCUCAAGGAAGAAUCUAUGUGGUUCCAAAUGUCUUCCAUUUAAGAAUGAUGGAGGCUACUGUGUUCUUGGGGACCUUCAAUGAUGCAGAUUUUUUUUUUAGUACCCUUCCCCAGAUAUGUGCCUCGACACAAUCCUGUCUCGGAGCUCUACGGACAAUUCCUUCGACCUCAUGGCUUGGUUUUUGCUCUGACAUGCACUGUCAACUGUGGGACCUUAUAUAGACAGGUGUGUGCCUUUCCAAAUAAUGUCCAAUCAAUUGAAUUUACCACAGGUGGACUCCAAUCAAGUUGUAGAAACAUCUCAAGGAUGAUCAAUGGAAACAGGAUGCACUUGAACUCAAUUUUGAGUCUCAUAGCAAAGGGUCUGAAUACUUAUGUAAUAAAGUAUUAAAGGUCUGAAUACUUUAUUUGUAAUACAUUUGCAAACAUUUAUAGGAACCUGUUUUCGCUUUGUCAUUAUGGGGUAUUGUGUGUAGAUUGAUGAGGGGAAAAAAAUAAUUUAAUCAAUUUUAGAAUAAGGCUGUAAUGUAACAACAUGUGGAAAAAUAGAACGGGUCUGAAUACUUUCUGAAUGCACUGUACUUCCAUUCAUUUUUUCAACUGGUACUGGGGGACCUUCAGACGAGUCUUGUGAGGCCUGUGGGCAUCCUAGAGCAAAACAACUGACGUGUUCGUGAGAGUCUCACUUUUCCACAGAGGGGUCAUAUUAGUGUGUAGCCAAACUGUUCAGACGGUACAGACAGAAGUUGGCAGAUCGGCUGUACCGACUUCAGACGAGUCACAAGAUGCUUGUGGGGUUCGUAGAGAAAAACAGAGAACACCAUCGUGUUCGUGAGCGUCUCAUAUUUCCAUAGAGGGGGUCAUAAACUGUUUGGACGCUACAGAUGAUUUUGUGAGAAGACGGAUUUUCGGGACGUUUCAUGAUCUGACAAACACCGCUCUAUCUCUGUCACCUUUCACCGCAGAUGCGGAAGUGCGGCAUCGGUGGAUGCAGUGGAUUGAGAUGCAUCCAAUGCAAAAAACAACAACCAGAUAUCUCUAGCUAAAACUGACUGAUUUCUAUGGGAUUUUUUUAUUAUUAUGCUAAUUUAAUUUCCGCGGGGCCUCGGAAAUCAACUCUAGGGGUGUGUUAAAGAAGGAUUUUUAAGCCUCGACAAUUGAGACAUGGAUUGUGUAUGUAUGCUCAGAGAGUGAAUGGGCAAGACAAAAUACUUAAGUGCCUUUUGAAAUGGGGUAUGGUAGGUGUGGUAGUAGGUGUCAAGAACUGCAUUGAUGCGGGGGGUUUUCACGCUCAACAGUUUCCAGUGUGUAUCAAGAAUGGUCCACCACCCAAAGGACAUCCAGCCAACUUGAAACAACGGUGGGAAGCUUUGGAGUCAACAUGGGCCAGUAUCCUUCUGGAAUGCUUUCAACACCUUGUAGAGUCCAUGAAUUGAGGCUGUUCUGAGGGCAAAAAGGGUUCCUAAUGUUUGGAAUACUCAGUGUACAUCUUAACAAUAUGAGGGGUUUUUAUAUUGUGAGGCCCUGUCUCCGUUUCUGGUAUGCGUGUUGGAGGUGUGGGUGUUUGUGUGUGAGAUUGACAGACUGGCGGUGGGCAGUAGAUCAGUUACGAUACGGCAGGGCAAGCCUACUUAAUUGAGCUGCAUCUCAGUCAGGAGGUCAAGGUGACAGGAGAAUAAAUCAACACGCUUGCGUUCACGCUCCUCCUUCUCCUCCCCCUCUCUUCUCAGUUAAUUACAUGCUCACGUGUGCAUGACUGGUCCAGUGCUAAUAAGCAGGUGGUCAGCAGAACCGCUACAGCAGCACACGACACACAGACAGACACACAGACACAAACACACAGAACAUGUUCAAAUCACGUUACCUCGCAGGCAUUAAAUAGACAACGUAGCGUUGACGGAGAGGAUUACUUCCAUUGGGUGAGCGAUCCUCUCAGAAGAUUUAAGGGCUAAAACCCAGAUCUCGUGGACAGGAUCUAUUACAACCCCAACGGUACCAGAUGGGAAAAAACCUUCACUCAUGAUUUUAUGGCACCUGUUUUUCUACCUGCAGUCAGUCAGCUGCCAGCGCCCCGGCCUGUGUGAACAGAUUGGGGGGUUGGAGUGAAAAACAGAAACACUAUAGUAUUUUCCAUUUUCACAUUUUAUCCAUAAUCCCAGUCAGAUGUCGGGCGUUACUAGGCAGGGUUGGUGUGGCAGCACUGAGGGGUAGUUGAAGAGCUGUAGAGAGGGAGGGAGAGAGAGAGGGGGGACGUCCAAGGUUAUGUCAGAUUUGAUGUGAGCUGUGGAUGUUUGUGGAGCCCCAGCGACUCCAAAGGAAGGGGACAGAAGAUAAUUAAUGACAUUGGCUGUGGAGGAGCAGGGAGGGGGUGAGGUGAGGGUGAGGUUGAGGAUGGGGGAGUCGAAUCCAUUGUGGCAGGGAGCAAUCAGUCACGCGUGGAGCUGACACCCUCUACUUCACUGUGGCCUCCCCUCCCCCAGUGGUAACAGGACUGUCCCUGCUGUUCUCCCUCCCUGGCGAGGUGGAACACAGCCUGAUAACCCACAAUCUGCCAGCAGUGCCUCAGCUCUCACCUCAUCACCGCACGCACGCAUGA
Messenger RNA from Coregonus sp. 'balchen', 11717 nucleotides. The record is from the annotation of a GenBank genome assembly. Lineage: Eukaryota; Metazoa; Chordata; Actinopteri; Salmoniformes; Salmonidae.